AUGAGCAGCGAUGCAGAGAUGGCCGUAUUCGGGGCGGCCGCAAUCUAUCUCCGAAAGCCCGAGAAGGAGAGGAUUGAGGCUCAGAACCGACCUUUCGAUGCCAAAACUGCCUGUUUUGUGCCAGAUGCUAAGGACUUAUAUGUCAAAGGGGUUAUCCAGAGCAGAGAAGGUGGCAAAGCCACUGUGAAAACUGAAGCCGGGGAGACUGUAACAGUCAAAGAUGAGGACUGCCAUCCCAUGAAUCCGCCAAAAUAUGACAAGAUUGAGGACAUGGCCAUGAUGACUCAUCUCAACGAACCCUCUGUGCUGUUUAACCUCAAAGAUCGUUAUGCAGCAUGGAUGAUUUACACCUACUCCGGGCUGUUUUGUGUGACUGUGAACCCCUAUAAGUGGCUUCCAGUCUACAAUGCAGAGGUUGUUGCGGCCUACAGAGGCAAAAAGCGUAUGGAGGCCCCGCCCCACAUCUUCUCAGUGUCUGAUAAUGCAUAUCAAAAUAUGCUUACAGAUCGUGAGAAUCAGUCAGUACUUAUCACUGGAGAAUCCGGUGCAGGGAAGACAGUGAACACCAAACGUGUAAUCCAGUAUUUUGCGACAAUCGCAGUGUCUGGAGAGAAGAAGAAGGAGGCAGCCCCUGGUAAAAUACAGGGGACGCUGGAAGAUCAAAUCAUUUCAGCUAACCCUUUGCUAGAGGCAUUUGGGAACGCUAAGACUGUGAGGAAUGACAACUCUUCCCGCUUUGGCAAAUUUAUCAGAAUUCACUUCGGAACCACAGGAAAACUGUCUUCUGCUGACAUUGAGACUUAUUUGCUUGAGAAAUCCAGAGUUACCUUUCAACUGGCUGAUGAGAGAAGUUACCAUAUCUUCUACCAGAUUAUGACUGGCCACAAACCAGAGCUGAUAGAGAUGCUUCUCAUCACAACCAACCCAUAUGAUUUUCCCAUGGUCAGUCAGGGUCAAAUCACUGUGGCCAGCAUUGACGACAAGGAGGAGCUGGUUGCUACAGAUACAGCUAUUGACAUCCUGGGCUUCAACUCUGAGGAAAAAGUGAGCAUCUAUAAGCUGACGGGAGCUGUGAUGCACUAUGGAAACAUGAAGUUUAAGCAGAAACAGAGGGAGGAGCAGGCAGAGCCCGAUGGCACCGAGGUUGCUGACAAAGUCGCCUACCUCAUGGGCCUGAACUCUGCUGAUUUGCUCAAAGCUAUGUGUUAUCCCAGAGUUAAAGUUGGUAAUGAGUAUGUGACAAAGGGACAGACUGUGCAACAGGUUACCAAUUCAGUUGGUGCCUUGGCUAAAUCCGUCUAUGAGAAGAUGUUCUUAUGGAUGGUUAUCAGAAUCAACCAGAUGCUGGAUACCAAACAACCCCGGCAGUUCUUCAUUGGAGUGCUAGAUAUUGCUGGGUUUGAGAUCUUUGAUUUUAACAGUUUGGAACAGCUGUGUAUUAACUUCACUAAUGAGAAGCUGCAACAGUUUUUCAACCACCACAUGUUUGUGCUGGAGCAAGAGGAGUAUAAGAAAGAGGGCAUUGAUUGGGAGUUCAUAGACUUUGGUAUGGACCUGGCUGCCUGUAUUGAACUGAUUGAGAAGCCCAUGGGCAUCUUCUCCAUCCUUGAAGAGGAGUGUAUGUUUCCCAAGGCCACAGACACUUCCUUCAAGAACAAGCUCUAUGACCAGCAUCUUGGCAAAAACAGUGCUUUCCAGAAACCAAAGCCUGCCAAAGGCAAGGCUGAGGCCCACUUUUCUCUGGUCCACUACGCUGGCACUGUGGACUACAAUAUCGCUGGCUGGCUGGAUAAAAACAAAGACCCCCUGAACGAGUCUGUGGUACAGCUGUACCAGAAGUCAUCAGUCAAACUGUUGGCUUUCCUCUAUGCUUCCUUUUCCUCAGCUGAAGCAGAGGCUGCAAACAGUGGCGGUGGUGGAGGAUCAGGAGCCAAGAAGGGCGGUAAGAAGAAAGGAGGCUCUUUUCAGACUGUUUCAGCUGUUUUCAGGGAGAAUCUUGGCAAGCUGAUGACAAACUUAAGGAGCACACAUCCUCACUUUGUGCGAUGUCUGAUUCCCAAUGAGGUGAAAACACCAGGUAUAAUGGACAAUCAUCUGGUCAUUCACCAGCUACGUUGUAAUGGUGUGCUAGAAGGUAUUAGAAUUUGCCGGAAGGGCUUUCCCAGCAGAAUUCUGUAUGCUGACUUCAAGCAGAGGUACAGGAUUUUGAAUGCCAGUGCUAUCCCUGAGGGACAGUUCAUUGAUGGCAAGAAGGCUUCAGAGAAGCUGCUUGGAUCAAUUGAUAUUGACCACACACAAUAUAAAUUUGGUCACACAAAGGUUUUUUUUAAAGCUGGGCUACUGGGAACCCUGGAGGAAAUGAGAGAUGAGAAACUGGCCUCUCUGGUCACCUGCACCCAAGCUCUCUGCCGUGGUUACCUCAUGAGGAGAGAAUUUGUGAAGAUGACAGCUCAGAGAGAUGCUGUUUAUACAUUGCAAUACAAUCUGCGUGCAUUCAUGAACGUGAAACACUGGCCAUGGAUGAAGCUGUAUUUCAAGAUCAAGCCUUUACUGAAGAGUGCUGAAACGGAGAAGGAAAUGGCCAACAUGAAGGAAGACUUCAUCAAGUGCAAAGAGGACUUGGCUAAAGCUGAGGCCAAGAGGAAGGAACUAGAGGAGAAAAUGGUCACACUACUGCAGGAGAAAAAUGACCUGCUCCUACAAGUUCAAGCUGACAAUGAGAAUCUCUCUGAUGCAGAGGAGAGGUGUGAAGGCUUGAUUAAGAGUAAGAUCCAGCUAGAGGCCAAACUCAAAGAGUUGACAGAGAGACUGGAUGAUGAAGAAGAAAUCAAUUCAGAACUGACAACCAAGAAGAGAAAACUGGAAGAUGAGUGUUCUGAGCUAAAGAAAGACAUUGAUGAUCUUGAACUCACCUUGGCCAAAGUGGAAAAAGAGAAACAUGCCACAGAGAACAAGGUUAAGAACUUGAUGGAGGAGAUAUCUGGACAGGAUGAGAACAUUGCCAAGCUGACCAAGGAGAAGAGAGCCCUCCAAGAGGCUCAUCAGCAGACGCUUGAUGAUCUCCAAGCAGAGGAAGACAAAGCCAAUACUCUGACGAAAGCCAAACUCAAGCUGGAACAACAAGUGGAUGAUCUCGAAGGGUCUUUAGAUCAAGAGAAGAAGAUCCGCAUGGACCUUGAGAGGGCUAAGAGGAAGCUUGAAGGUGAUCUGAAACUGGCCCAGGAGUCCAUGAUGGACCUGGAAAAUGACAAGCAGCAGCUUGAGGAGAAACUCAAGAAGAAGGAUUUUGAGACAAGCCAGCUCCUGAGUAAAAUCGACGAUGCGCAAGCAGUGGGAUCCCAGUCUCAAAAGAAGAUUAAAGAGCUCCAUGCUCGCUUAGAGGAGCUUGAGGAGGAGAUUGAGGCGGAACGUGCUGCUCGGGCUAAGGUUGAGAAGCAGAGAUCUGAUCUCUCCAGGGAACUUGAGGAGAUCAGUGAAAGGCUUGAAGAAGCCGGUGGAGCCACUGCAGCUCAGAUUGAGAUGAACAAAAAACGCGAGGCUGAGUUCCAGAAGCUUCGGCGAGAACUUGAGGAAUCUACACUCCAGCACGAGGCCACUGCAGCAGCGCUACGCAAAAAACAGGCUGACAGUGUAGCAGAACUGGGGGAGCAAAUAGACAACCUCCAGAGAAUCAAGCAAAAGCUGGAGAAAGAGAAGAGUGAAUACAAAAUGGAAAUUGAUGACCUAGCUAGCAACAUGGAGGCAGUGGCAAAAGCCAAGGUCAACCUGGAAAAGAUGUGUCGUUCCCUUGAGGAUCAGCUCAUGGAAGUGAAAGCUAAGAAUGAGGAGAAUUUGAGGCACAUCAAUGACCUCAGCGCACAGAAAGCCAGACUGCAGACUGAAAAUGGGGAAUCUUGUAGGCAAAUGGAGGAGAGAGAAAGUCUUAUUUCACAACUGACAAGGAGCAAACAGACAUUGACACAGCAAAUUGAUGAACUGAAGAGGCAGCUUGAGGAAGAGACAAAAGCUAAGAAUGCCCUGGCCCAUAGUCUGCAGUCAGCGCGUCAUGAUUGUGACCUGCUUAGGGAGCAGUUUGAGGAGGAACAGGAAGCCAAGGCUGAACUUCAGCGCAGCAUGUCGAAGGCCAACAGUGAGGUGGCUCAGUGGAGAACCAAAUAUGAGACUGAUGCCAUCCAGCGUACUGAGGAACUUGAGGAAGCCAAAAAAAAACUUGCCCAGCGUCUCCAAGAGGCAGAAGAGCAAAUAGAGGCAGUAAAUGCAAAGUGUGCAUCUCUGGAAAAGACCAAACAGAGGCUGCAGAGUGAGAUAGAGGACCUCAUGAUUGACAUAGAGAGAGCAAAUGGCUCAGCAGCUAACUUAGACAAAAAACAAAGGAAUUUUGACAAGAUACUGGCUGAGUGGAAGCAGAAAUAUGAGGAAUCUCAGGCAGAGUUGGAAGGUGCUCAGAAAGAAUCACGAACACUUAGCAACGAGCUCUUCAAAAUGAAGAACUCUUAUGAGGAAGCACUGGACCAUCUGGAAACUCUAAAACGAGAGAAUAAGAACCUGCAACAGGAGAUCUCGGAUCUGACUGAGCAAAUUGGAGAGACUGGAAAGAGCAUCCAUGAACUAGAAAAAGCUAGGAAGCAAAUGGAGACUGAGAAAGCUGAAAUGCAAAGUGUGCUGGAGGAAGCCGAGGCUUCUCUGGAGCAUGAAGAAUCCAAGAUCCUUCGUGUGCAGUUGGAGCUCAACCAGAUGAAGAGUGAAUUUGACAGAAAUCAAGGAAUGCUGAGGAAAAGGCCAAGAAAGCCAUCACUGAUGUGA
This is a messenger RNA of Chanos chanos (milkfish), 4803 nucleotides long. Its product is annotated as myosin heavy chain, fast skeletal muscle-like. The record is from RefSeq and is a predicted model, not a curated record. Bases 1 to 4803 code for a protein of 1600 amino acids. Gene Ontology annotation, cellular component: cytoplasm; myosin filament; myosin II complex. The transcript has 33 exons. Gene Ontology annotation, molecular function: ATP binding; actin filament binding; microfilament motor activity. Lineage: Eukaryota; Metazoa; Chordata; Actinopteri; Gonorynchiformes; Chanidae.